GAACAGCAGCCAUGGGGAUCAAGUACUGGUAUUUGUGGAAGAAAAUCACAGAGCAGAAGCAGCAGCAGACCAUAUAAUACUUGUCCACAAAUAUUCCAAUACCAAAAGCCUGGAAGAAGAUCCUCAUCAGCAAGUGCUGCAGAGAAUGAGCCUUUGUUAUUGCCAACAGCAUCAUCUACAAGUUGGCCAGGUUACGGUCGAUCAGAUCGUCAACGUCUCAAAAGAUGAUCAAGAAGCUUGGCUUCCGAUCACCGAGUCCAGAAAUGGCAACACUUAUUCUGUCACGUUUCAUAUACUGUGCUCCGGGUUUGGAAUGCAAGCCCUUUUGCUUCCUGCUGCAUUUGCCACUCUUGGGUGGGCAUGGGGUAUCAUAUGUUGGUCCCUAGCAUUUGUGUGGCAGCUCUACACCAUAUGGCUUCUCACACGACUUCAUGAAUCGCUCCCCGGAAUCCGCUUCAGCAGAUACCUCCACCUUUCAAUGGCUGCAUUUGGUACAAAGCUAGGGAAGCUACUUGCCUUAUUCCCGACAAUGUACUUAUCCGGCGGCACGUGUGUCACGCUGAUUAUCACGGGAGGUGGGACCAUGGAACUCUUGUUCAAGACUGUAUGUGACGGUGGGUCCACGUGUCACGCCAAGUCAUUGAACGGUGCAGAGUGGUUCUUGGUGUUUACGUGCAUGGCAAUUCUGAUGGCCCAAUUGCCAAACCUCAACUCCUUGGCUCCGGUCUCUCUGAUUGGAGCCAUCACCGCAAUCCUAUACCCUGCUCUGAUUUGGGUUCUCUCUAUCACUAAGGGAAGGCCCGCCGGCGGCGUAUCCUACAGUCCAUCUGAGACUGUGACGAUGAACUCCAACAUGAUGGGCAAGAUCAGUAGUAUUCUCAAUGCGCUUGGGAUCAUUGCUCUUGCUUUCAGAGGUCACAAUGUUAUACUCGAGAUACAGGGAACAUUGCCUUCGAGUACAAAAGAUCCAUCCCACAAGCCUAUGUGCAAAGGAGUGACAAUAUCUUAUAUAGUAAUCGCCAUCAUGUGCCAAUUACCCCUCGCAAUCUCUGGAUUUUGGGCUUAUGGAAACAAGAUACCUCAUAAUGGACUAGGAUUGCUGACUGCAUUUUCGCAGUUCCAUGGACACAACACCUCUAAAUUCAUGAUGGGCUUCAUCUAUCUUCUAGUAUUGGUGAACUGCUUAUGUGUAUUCCAAAUCUACGCGAUGCCAGUUUUUGACAACUUGGAGUUCAGGUACACGACCAAGAAGAAACAACGGUGUCCGAGGUGGGUUCGGACGGGCCUCCGCCUAUUCUUUGGAGGGAUGGCUUUCUUUAUAGCAGUGGCUUUUCCAUUCUUGGGAAGGUUAGGUCCUCUAAUAGGAGGCAUCGCGUUGCCUUUGACGCUUGCUUAUCCCUGUUUCAUGUGGCUUUCCAUGAAGAAACCCCGCUCAAAGAGUGUACUGUGGUGUGUUAGCUUGGGGCUCGGUUGCUUAGGCAUUGUUUUCAGUGUUCUUUUAGUUGUUGCAGCAGUCUGGACUUUAUCUUACAAUGGCUUAAAUGCCAAUUUCUUCAGGCCUUAAUGAUAAAUACUGAGAAAUCAUUAGCAUUAAGCCAAUUAUAGAUUUUUUCUAAAGAGAUAUAAUCAUGUUAGAGUAUAUGUGUAUAUAUAUAAGAAAAUACUAUAACCACAAACGAAUUAUAUAAAAGUAAACCUAUAAACUGAUAUGGUUUGAUGUAAUACGUUAGAUUGUAAAAUUAUUUUUAUUAUAAAGUAUAUCUAAUGAAUUUCAUGAAA
This is a messenger RNA of Carya illinoinensis, 1779 nucleotides long. Its product is annotated as lysine histidine transporter-like 8. The transcript has 6 exons. Gene Ontology annotation, cellular component: plasma membrane. NCBI's taxonomy places the organism in Eukaryota, Viridiplantae, Streptophyta, Magnoliopsida, Fagales, Juglandaceae. The record is from RefSeq and is a predicted model, not a curated record. The coding region runs from base 146 to 1564 and encodes 472 amino acids.